Molecule: messenger RNA, 2568 nt
Organism: Melampsora larici-populina 98AG31
Lineage: Eukaryota; Fungi; Basidiomycota; Pucciniomycetes; Pucciniales; Melampsoraceae
Exons: 3
Coding region: 1-2568 (855 amino acids)
Biological process (GO): exocytosis; Golgi to plasma membrane transport
Cellular component (GO): exocyst
Source: RefSeq, a predicted model, not a curated record
AUGUCACGAACCCGCGAUUUGAGUCAACUUAAACAACCUACUGCGAUCCCCUUCCCCAGCUCACAGCCUGGCUCGACUGCUCUACUUUCCGAACCUGAGAGGACCCCCAAUUUCCCACCACGUGCGCCUCGAUCUGCUCGCCCUUCCAAUUCGCCUGUCGAACGACCUCUUCGACCUCAAGCUUCUCAUGAUACAAUCGGAGCUUACACCCCUUCGAGACCUCAACGAAACGCUGCAAGGCAUCCUGGCAUUGUGGUUAGCAAUGAUCCCUCGGAGGCUUAUCGUGGCACUACACCAGAAUACCCUUCCCAGUCUCGUUCGGGUUCUAGCUCCAACCCAGACCGUUACGCAAAAUCUCGAGGCACUUCAGAUCAUGGCCCACGUCAAGUCGUACCACCACGAGGUGAAGUUUCAGCCGGGCCCCGAGAUCGACUUGGGAAUACCAACAAGCUGUAUCAGGCGGUGAGUGGACGACGAAACGAGCAGGGUGAUGGAAUUUAUCCCGAUCCAUCUCAAGUUGAUCAAAAUGCGAAUGGUUACUUGAAUGAGGAUUACCGAUCUCGGCGCGAUCAAUCUGAAGCAUACGGUGACCGAGAUCCCAGUCCUGACCGCAGGAUAUCUCGAACUUCGUCAGACGGAUCUUAUGAUCCAGUUGAUCUUUUGACUGAAAAUGACUUGAAAGGUGUAAGGCAGAAUCAUGGGGCUCGAGCGGUCGCGAAGGUGUUUCAAGAUUCUGUGAUCAGACCAGAAAAUACCAGGCGACAACCCCAAAGGCUUCCAUCUAGCUCCAACGGCGAUCCAGGACGGUCGAGAAGGCCAGCUGUGGCUGAUCAAGGCUUCCAAGCAAAACCCAGCAAGCUAGAUGAUAGAUCAUAUCCCAUGACUCCAGGCUUUCGGGAAAUCGAGCAAGUGUUAAUGCGUAUUAAGACCGCAUGGGAAAGGACUGGCAUCACAGGAGAUGUAGAUGAUGAAGAGGGUGCUGCUCCGGGCUCGUCAAAUCAAUUCUCACCGGUGGCUCUGGCACUUGAUCUCUUAGAAUCAGAAAACGCACAUGACCAAAGUCAAUCCGCCAAGAGAGCCAAAGACAUGAUCAACCAGAAAGGCGGUCUUGUACCUUCGUUGUCUUCGUUUCUCAAAUUGAAAGCGGAGCUCGAGAAAGCACUUCAAUUGACUAUUCAGACGAACUAUCGCCAGUUUGACGCAUCCGUGAAUGCAUACAACUUGGCUAGGAUGAAUGUCGAGCAUAGCACUAAGAGAGUACUUGAACUUAAGACUAGAUUAACAGAGUGCCGAAAUACUUUGGGAUGUGGCCGAAGUAGCAGCUUAACUAAUUCGACUGUGGGAGGAAAAGGAAGUGAAAUGAAAGCUUUACAGGGUAGACGGGAGAUGCUAGGAGAGAUGCUGAAAUUGAUUGACAUGAUAGAUCAGCUAAAGCAAGUACCCGAGAAACUUGAGACAUUGAUAUCAUCUAAGAACUUCUUAUCAGCCACAGUUCUACUGGUUAGGUCUUUGAAACUCAUCAACAAGCCUGAACUGGUAGAGAUUGGCGGUCUGGUGGACUUGAGGUCUUACCUUGUGAAUCAAGAGACUACAUUAUUUGAGAUACUGAUCGAAGAACAUCAUAAUCAUCUAUAUCUCAAGAGUUACUUUUGUGAUAACAGGUGGCGAGUGUACCGCAAGGGUCAAUCCCACUUACCUGUUAUCCAAUUUACGGAUGGAAGCGCCGCAGACAAUGAAAAAUUCGACAUGAGCAUUCAAUCCAAUUCCAACACACCUGCUGUUUCCCAAGCUGCCUCCUUUCCUCCCAACGAUUUUUUGCCAUCCAAUCAACGACGAACCAGAACGCACGUGACGUCUAGCCUGCAGCAUUUCUUGGAUGAUCUGUUGACUAAGCCUCAGUCCAAUCCUCUUCUCGAUGAACCGGAUAUGUUUCUAGAGAUGAACCCGACUCCUACCUCACCAACUCUUGGGGACCAUGCAACCACUCCUCCUGUCUCUCAUCGAUUGUUGUCUCAUGGUGGUAUUGAUGGCAAGAAACGCAAGGCACAAAAUGUCAAUCCUGAAGUCAACUCCUUUGUAUAUAUGGAGAGUCUCAUUGAGAGUCUCGCUGUUUUGGGCAAGCUCAGCUUGGGCUUGGAUAAUACUCUGCAGAGGGCUCCACUCGAGAUCUACAACCUAGUAGAGGCGACCAUUCACGAGGUUGAAGAUCGGUAUGAAAGUGUUACUCACAUCGGCGGAUCGGCACCUAAAGCGUAUGGGAAUGAUGGCAAUAUCAACACCCUUUCCAGCAACCGGGCAAGUACUCUAGAAUUCAAACUCUUGCUAAGCUCUGCUAUCCAAUCCUUUAACACCAAAAGGAUUUCAAGGUUUAAGAUCAAUAUAAAUGAAAUUAAAGAGCUCGAAUCCAAUUCUGAAAUCUUACAAGAUUUCUUCUGGACGUUAUUUUCGAAGCUCGAUGCUACCUUGCAGUCCUUCCGUGUAACGCACGAAGUAGGGUUAAGAAUCAGUCAACGUAAAGGAUCAAAGAAGACGGAGUCAAAUCUACCAACGUUCUCUUUUCACUACUAG